Molecule: messenger RNA, 3267 nt
Organism: Fimicolochytrium jonesii
Lineage: Eukaryota; Fungi; Chytridiomycota; Chytridiomycetes; Spizellomycetales; Powellomycetaceae
Exons: 6
Coding region: 1-3267 (1088 amino acids)
Biological process (GO): phosphorelay signal transduction system; protein autophosphorylation
Molecular function (GO): histidine phosphotransfer kinase activity; phosphorelay sensor kinase activity
Source: RefSeq, a predicted model, not a curated record
AUGGCUUCAAAGACGAUCCGCUUCAGUCCGACAGACCGCCUCCAGGAAUACUGGAGGGCCGCGAAGAAGGCCCUGGCGCCUUCCGCACCUUCCGAAACACAGAGCGACGCUGCAUCUUCGGACAGCUCCUGGGCUACCGAUGCGAACCGUAAAGAGGGGAUGGUGGAGGAAGUUGACGACGGAAACAUGACCGAAGAGAUUAUCGUAGACUCAGAGUUCCUGGCCAUACCUUCAAAGCCCUUGGGAAUGAACAGCCGGUCCCACUCGUUCAGCGUGAAUAGCACGACCACCAACACACAAACGGAGACGACUGGCCACGAGUUAGAGUCUGCUUGGUCACAGACAACCGGAGAGAGCGGGUUCCCGCGGUCGUUAGUAUUCACCAACUCGAGAGCGAUUAUCGCCGUGAGGAGAUACUUCAACCUUUCGUUCGAAGGAGACGAUACGGAACGCACCUACAUGAAGGAACGAUGGUACCAAAGAAAAGCGCUAGCACUUCUAGCGGCUGGGUUUGCGCUGGUGGUGUGGAUCCUCAGUCUGGCGGUGGUCAAUCCGCAGCCAUAUACCACAUACAACAAGUGGGCGGCAGGAUGUACUGCAGUUAUCACGGUGCUCCUUAUCGUCGCGGUGGCAGCAAAUGCACCACAAGCCCACCCCAUCAAGUGGCAAAUCCUGCUUUACCUGAUGACGCUCUGCUGGCCAACCAUUCUGGUCGUCGAGAUGAGAACUUGUGGAUUCUACCACGAUCAAACCGCAGGCGUGUUUGGCGGGCCUGGGUGCGGAGCAAAGGAUUUCUCUCUGACAAUAUUCUACGCCGCUGCGUUUGUAACGACGUCGUUGUUUGCGUUGGGGCAAACGCGUCUGUGGUCAGGUGCUGUCGUGAUAUCGUUCUUGGCGCUGAUAUGCGCCGUCAUUGUUCCUGUGCGCAUCUACUACCUGCGUGCGGCAACGGUGUACGUGAUCUACGGCAUCUUUGUCAACUACAUGUCAUAUUGCCAUGAGAGGCUAGAUCGAAAGAACUUCCUCAUGCGCGACCAGCUCAAACGGCAGUACCGCGCCACCCAGCGCGCGCGGCACCUCGAGUACAAAGCCGCCGACAGCAAACGCCGGUUCGUCAACUACAUCUUCCACGAGGUCCGCGUCCCCCUCAACGCUGCAUCGCUGGCCGUGCAGAAUCUCGUUGGGGAAGGGUGUUUCGAUAAUGUGGAAGGCGAGCAGAUGGAUGUCGUUAAUGCCCUGAGGGGCAGUCUGGGCAUGAUGGCGAAAGUGCUUAAUGAUGUGUUGGAUUUUGAGCGCAUGCAAAGUGGGAAGCUGAUUUGUGCAGAGUCGCCGCUGGAUUUCCAUGAGACGGUUAGGUCGUUGCUUGUUAGUGCCAAGGUCGUGGCGAAUACCCGAGGAUUGAAACUGAACAUUGACCUGGACGAAGAAAUCGACAACCUCCAAAAUCGCAAAGUGAUCACCGGCGACGAGAUGCGGCUCCGGCAAGUCCUCUCCAACCUCGUAUCCAACGCAUGCAAGUUCACAAACGUAGGCGGGUCCGUCACCGUCACCACCAAAUUGCUGUUCCCGACAUCCGACAUCAGAUCUGGGAUAUCAGCGCCACCCACGUCGUUGGAGGAAUCGCCGCCGGUGUUGGGGAGUCCGUCGGAGUGCCAGAUUGAGGUGUUGGAUGUGGAUGCGCCGUUGGAGGAUGAGGGGGAGACUUCUGCUAUUAUACGUAUGGAAGUGCAGGACACAGGUGUCGGGAUAAAGAAGCAAGACAUGGUCGGCAACAAACUCUUCUCCCCCUACGUCCAAACCGACGAAGGCCGGCGACAAGGCGGCAAAGGCACAGGCCUAGGCCUCGCGCUCGUCCGGCACAUCGUCAAACUCUCCGGCGGGCGACUCGGCGUCAAAUCCCGCCGCGGACAAGGCAGUAUCUUCUGGGUCGAAAUGCCCUUCGGCCUCACCAAUGAACGCGAAACCAACUCGGUCGAAUACUCUCCACCCGGCAGCGAGCACCACCACCCCGCUGAUGAUAUCCCCAUGGCGCAUAUACCCAUGCUGAUGGGCUCCGGCUCGGAUGCUUCACUAACGCCCGCCACGCCUGUCAAGAAACAUGUGCAGAUUAACGAGGGCAUGAAUAUGGAAGACGGGUUUGCGAGCUCGGACGAUAGUAUCGACAUUAUCGUGUCGACGAUACCGCACACGGAUGUGGACGCCGCGGCCUUGAGGGAGUCGCUGAGGGAUUUCUCCAAAAUAUAUGCCAAGAAAAUGUCGGAGGAUCAGCGGCCGCCGCAUCCGUCGCUGAAUCGGGUAAAUAUGGUGGUGGAUUCGGCGACGGGACAGACGAUGGGACCGAGUGUAGCAGCUACGACGAAUGGGAUCUUCCGUGCGUCUGAUGGUGCGAGGACGAGCACGGCCGCGGAUGAGAGGUUACGCGCCGCGGGGAUGCUGCUCAAUAAUCUGGAAACGAGCGCGAGGAGCGGGGAAAACACACCCGAGAGCGAACCUGUGGAAGAGAUCAACGGCGGCACUGGUGGUCCACCUCCCCCGAACGGCAAACUCCCCAACGGCGUCUCCCACGCCUCCUCCUCCUCCUCCCACGCCACACCCACCGACCGCGCCGCGCCCACCCUCCUCAAACGUUCCCUGCGGUCCAAACCCUCCUCCUCACACCCCUCCACGGGCACCGCCUCCCCCGCCAUGUCCGCCGCCCCUUCCCGCCGCACCUCCAACGACGUGAUCGGGGGCAUCCCCCUCUCAUCCCUCACAUCCUCCUCCGCCUCCUCCACCGCGAAACCAAAGGCGUCGGUGCUGAUCGUGGACGACGAUAAGAUCACCCGGCUGUUGAUGAGCCGCCUGAUCACGCGCCUGGGCCAUUCGGUGGAGAUUGCGGAGGAUGGCGCGAUUGCGUUUGCAAAGUGUGACGAACGCAAAAGGGCCGGUGGGGAGAUGUAUGACCUCGUGCUUUUGGAUAAUCAGAUGCCGGUUAUGACAGGCGUAGAAUGCAUCAAGAAACUCCGCGAACACGAUAUCUCCGUCUGGGCGUGCGGGGUCACUGGAAACGCCAUGAUUGAAGACCAGAACGAGUUCUAUGAUGCCGGGAUCGAUCGGGUAUUAACAAAACCGGUAGUAGAAGCCGACGUCCGCGACAUGAUCGAUAUCGCGCUGCACCGACGCGACCCCCCCGUGCUUGGCCGCGACACGUGGCGGUCGGCGACGUGGAGGAGUGCGCAGAUGCUGGUGCCGCCUGUGGCUGUUGUUGGGCAUCAGGCGGGGGGCUGA